This is a messenger RNA of Tyto alba (common barn owl), 2816 nucleotides long. It is a transcript of the gene ATPAF1, whose product is annotated as ATP synthase mitochondrial F1 complex assembly factor 1. Bases 34 to 945 code for a protein of 303 amino acids. The record is from RefSeq and is a predicted model, not a curated record. NCBI's taxonomy places the organism in Eukaryota, Metazoa, Chordata, Aves, Strigiformes, Tytonidae. Gene Ontology annotation, biological process: mitochondrial proton-transporting ATP synthase complex assembly. The transcript has 9 exons. Gene Ontology annotation, cellular component: mitochondrion.
CUGAGGCGGGCGGAGCGCGAGGCGGCGGGCGCCAUGGCGGGGCCGCUGCAGCAGGCCGGGGCGCUGGGGGCGGCGCUGAGGAGCCGCGCCGCGCUCCGCCCGCUGGGGCUGCCGGCCGCGCCGUGCCGGGAGCUGGCGGGGCCGGGGCCCGGGCCCGGGGGGGCGCCGCUGGAGGAGAACCCCUUCUACGGGAAGUACCGGCACAAGAUCCAGGAGCUGCGGAGAUCCAGUCCGGAAGUGUUUGAAUCCCGUAUGGAAAAAAGAAAUGAAGUGAAAAAGCAACCUGUAGGAUAUUCCAAUCAAGGAGAAUUUAUCAGAUGUAUGGAAGAAAAGGCAGAAGGCUUGGGCACAAAGACAUCAAAGGGAGGAUUCACAAAGGAUAAGACGCUUGACUCAAUUCUUAAUGUUGAGAUGGUGAAGGAAAAAUCAGCAGAGGAGAUAAAACAGAUUUGGAAUCAGUAUUUUUCUGCAAAAGAUACGGUUUAUGCUGUUAUCCCUGCAGAGAAGUUUGAUUUAAUAUGGAAGAGAGCCCAGAAAUGUCCAUCGUUUCUGUAUGCUUUGCCAAGAAAAGAAGGCUACGAGUUCUUUGUGGGGCAGUGGUCAGGAACAGAAUUGCACUUCACUUCCCUAAUAAACGUUCAGACCCAAGGUGAAACUGCUCCUAGCCAGUUGGUCUUGUACCAUUAUCCUGAGCUGCAGAAAGAAAAAGGGAUAGUAUUAAUGACAGCAGAAAUGGACUCCAAGUUCUUGGUGGUCCAUGAAGCACAGUGCUUGGCAAAUCAGGUGCAGCUUUUCUAUGCAACAGAUCGUUCUGAGACCUAUGAAUUAGUGGAGACCUUCAACCACAGAUCUAGUGAAUUUAAGUAUAUGUCAGUUAUAGCAGAGCUUGAGCAAAGCGGGCUCGGAAGAGAACUGAGGCCUGGUCAGGUUUCUGACAAGUCGUAGAGCCUGACCUGCAGGUGAAGUGAGCCAGCAGCAGGCAGGGGUCUUCCUAGAUGGGGUGGUCCUGUCUCUUCUGUUUUACGAACUUGGUUUGGCUACAGAAAGGAUCUGGAGACAUCCUGGGAGUGUGAUAGUCAAGCCUGUCUGGUACUGAUGCAAAAUGAGGACUUGGGCCAUUUGAAUGACAAUAACUAAUUGCCAAAAUGGGGCCUUUCAGUGUAACUUCAUCAGAACAAGCCGUUUUCCUGUCCUGUAACUUCCUGCUGCAUGCUAUAUUUUUGAAAUCUAAAAUGAAGUGACAGAAUGGGAGCUAUGUAAUGGACUGUACUGACAUCAGGAGAGAGCUAACAACCAGUGUUUCUUCUCAGUAAAUGAUUUGAAAUGCCCUGUGCCAUUAUAAUUGCAUGGUCUGGUGCUUUUUAAUCUGUGUGGAAUUUAUACAGACUUGUCCAUCAAGAAGAAACAAUAAGACCAGUGGUCUAAAACAGACUACUCUUUGUUACUUUGUGUGUGAGGUUCCUUGCUCAGAUGUAUACUGUGGCCUGUGUUUUUCUCAGGAUUAAAAAAUAGAAUGACUAGAUUUGUUCUGGGAAUUUUGCUGCUUAAUUGGUAUAUAAAUUUUAUCCUGUUGAUGUGUUUUUGUCUUAGAGAUAUUUUUUUUUUUUGAGGAAUAUGAUAUUAUGAGCAUGGUUUUAUUUUUGUAUAUUUUUUAAUAGUGUAGAGGAAUUACUGCCUGCUGUAUAGGAUUAAUUUUUCUCACACUGGCAUCUACAAAUGGUAUUUGAAGGGACAGAAAAUAGCUCUUGUUCCUGUUUCAGGAAAGGCACUAUCCAUAAUAAAAGCAAGAUGGACUGGCGCAGUAACAGAGAGCGAGCCACCAACCGGCUUCUCAAUUGCUAAGUGACAACUCAUGAGAAAAAUGUAUUGGUAUGAACAUGCAUAGCUGCUUUAGCAUGGCAGCCUUGGUAGGAAUCUGGCUUUUAAGGAGUACAGCUGGCUUGGUUUUUUAAACCUGCCUUCAACAGAAGAAUCCCAAAGCAUUCAUGCUUAGAGCUUUUCUUGUUUUCAUUCCCAGCAGAGGCAGCCAGCCCGUCUGUGGACAAGGGCAUUCUGCAGCAGCACGACGUGCAGCCUGUGCCUGCGCUACCAGCCCACCACCACUGCACAGGUGGACAGGUAAACAGGACAGCCUGGAGCUUCCCAGGAGCAACGCUGAACACUUUCCCAUAUCCACAUCAAGUCCCUGGCACUAAAUUGCCCUUAGCACUAAUUAUCCAUUAUGUCUGGGCCGCACUGCAUCCUCCAUCAGCCUGCUGAAGCUGGCAAGCAUUCCCUCCUUUGCCAACGAAACGGAGGCAAGAAGGGGAUGCAGCUAGGUUCUGUCAGAGGAUGACAUAUUUUUGGGGCAGGGCUGGUAACCGAUUUUCUGUGCUACCCUUAACCACAACCUGAUACGGAGGUUUGAUUAAUUAUAAAGGGCUCUUACACAAUCUGUUUGCUAGUGUAAUUGUAGGACCCUGUCGCUGUAAUACUGUCACUCCAUACUUUUGCAGCUCAUUCUUUGGACACGAACAGUGUUCAGCUAAGCACUAAUGGUUGAUAGUAAGGUUUUAUUGUUGGGGUCUAUUUUAGCAGUGACUCAUAUAUGCUGGGUGUGAACUCGUCCAUUCAGGGAAUUAUGUUUUUCGGAGAGGCACAUCUGAAGCUUUGCUGCAAAGAGAUGGUCUUUCUUCCUGGUAAUGGUGUCUCUUUGUUUCUGAUUGUGUUGAGUCUGUGAGUCUGUGCAUAGCAGGAGAAUAAUCAGAGGAGAUGUGGAUAGGGCUGUUAGAAUAUGAACAGCAAAGCACCUUUAUUAAAGAGCCUUUCUACUUCUA